Molecule: messenger RNA, 7101 nt
Organism: Toxotes jaculatrix (banded archerfish)
Lineage: Eukaryota; Metazoa; Chordata; Actinopteri; Toxotidae
Exons: 14
Coding region: 178-6609 (2143 amino acids)
Molecular function (GO): GTP binding
Source: RefSeq, a predicted model, not a curated record
CAAGAGAGGGGGUGAAAUCCCCUACAAUUCCAACCCUUCAAACAGGAAGUGAAAGAAUAAAACCAGAGUCAGAGCAGAGAGAAGACACACAGGGUCUGACAGAGCCAAGUGAUCUCUACUCUUCAUCUCUACACGAGUGGCUUUAAAACAAGAAUCUGUUGAGAGUGUGGAGGAAGAAUGGGAAACAGUUCAUCCACUUCACGGAGAGAUGGCAGGUCUGGAGGAUGCCUCUGUUCACCCAAACUAAAGCCAGCAGGGAGGAUUGUUCUGUUGGGAAAACCUAGAGUUGGGAAAAGCAGCCUGGCUAACACCAUAUUUGGAGAGGAUGUGUUCGACACAAACCAUUCUCCAAACUCUGGAACAACUCAGUGUCAGGCAAAAACCAGACUUGUCCAUCGAAGACCAUUCACCUUGAUUGACACUCAUGGUUUCUUAGACCCAAAAAGGUCUGAGACAAAGCGUGAGAUAGUGAGGUGCUUGAUAGAGUGCGCUCCUGGGCCUCAUGCUUUUGUCAUUGUGCUUAAAGUGGAGAACUUCACACAACAAGAGCAAGCUGUAGUUGACAAAAUAAGCCAAUGUUUUUCCGAAGAAGCUUUCAAAUAUGCUGUAGUGGUCUUUACUCAUGGGGAACAGCUCCCCAAAAGAAUGAAGAUUGAGGAAUUUGUCCAUCAGAAUAAAUGCCUGAAUGAUCUGGUGCAGAAGUGCGGUGGCCGGUGCCACGUGGUUGAUAAUAAAUGCUGGAAGAAACAGAAGAAUAACUACAGGAGCAACGAGUUCCAGGUGGCAAAGCUCCUUAACACAUUUAAAAAUAUGGUGGAAGAGCAAGGCUGCUACACCAAUAACAUGCUACAAGCAAUGGGAAAAGAAAUACAAGACGAAGAAGAGCGAAUUAAACACUCACCAGGGAACUUGUCACAGGAAGAAAUCAGAGAGCAGGCCAAAACUUCAGCGUUUAACAAGUAUUUGAUGGAGUCUGUUUGUAGUGUUGCAUCAGGGGUGCUGAUUGAUGUUCUCCUUUGUUCAGUUGGGGCAGGUCCCCUUCUUAUAGGAAAAGCCAUUUGGAAUGCAUUUGGAGCAGCAGGUGGAGAAAAAGAAAACAUGAAGGAAACAGAAGGAGAAAACCUUGUCAAAACAGUCGGAGCAAUAGCAGUAGACGCAGCUGAAAAGGUCAUAGGUACAUCUGCAGACGUCCUUGUUGCAACAGGGAAAACGUUACUAAGUUUAAUAGGAAAUCUGAGCGAUCUGGUGAGAAGUGCAGAGGCCUGUGCCACAUCAGUGACAGGAAAUUCGAACCAACAGGGAGACUGUCAGAGCGAUCGGUUCCUGGUGGCAGAGCUGCUCAACACAAUAGACAAGAUGGUGAUGAAAACUGAAGGAAGCGACUGCCCUGAUGAGACGCAACAAGCAGCGAACAUAACAGUUUGCAAUAAGAAGUCACCAGGAAACAUGUCACAGGAAGAGAUCAGUAAUGUGGCUAACAACAGCAGCUUCAAGAACGUGUGGGUGAAACUGACAGGCCCAGCAGCAGAAUCAUUAGGGAAGGCUUUCUUUGGGCCAACUGUCGCAGUUUUGCAGGAAAUUAUGGGAGCAGGAAAAGGAGCAGAGAAAGGAACAGCAGGAGCAGAAGCACUGAUGCAAAGGCCACCAGGACAAGGAGCUGAUGAAGGAGGCGUGCAAGACACUGAGAAAGGAGGAACCACAGCGGGAGUCACACCAGUGUCAGAGCCACCAAGCACAAUUGUCAUCACAGAAACAGAUGGAGCCAGGAAAGCCAUUAAAGUGCUAAAAAAAUCCAGGAUCAUGCUGCUGGGAAAAGCAGGCGCUGGGAAAAGCAGCCUGGCUAACGCUAUAUUUGGAGAGGAGGUGUUCAAGAUAGAUCAUAACCCAAUAAAUGGAAGUGAAUGUCAGGCAGAGUCCAGAUCUGUCCAUGGAAGAAGAAUUACCCUGAUCAACACUCCUGAUUUCUUUGACCCAGAGAAACCUGAGGAGGAAAUGAAGGGUGAGAUGGUGAGGUGUAUCACAGAGUGCGCUCCUGGGCCACAUGCUUUUCUCAUUGUGCUUAAAGUGGAGAAUCUCAAUGAGCAGCAAGAGGCUGUCACUGAGAAAAUAUGCCAGUAUUUCUCUGAAGAAGCAUUCAAACACGCAGCAGUUGUCUUCACUCAUGGCAACCAGCUUCCUGAAGGAGUGAAGAUCAAGGAGUUUGUGGAUCAGAAUAAAUGUCUCAGUGAUCUGGUGAAGAAGUGCGGCGGCCGAUACCAUGUCAUUGAUAAUGACUACGGGAAAAACAACAAACAGCGUGAAGACACGGGCAACAACCUCCAGGUGGCAGAGAUACUCAACACAACAGACAGGAUAAUGAUAGAGAACAAGGGGGGCUGCUACACCAAUAAGGUGCCACAACCAGUUAAGGGAGAAACAGAAGAAGAGGGUGACAGGACACCAGUAAGAAAUGUGCCAGACGAGAAAGUGUGGAUCAAAUUAACAGGCCCUGCAGCAGAAUCACUGGAAGAAGCUUUCCUCGGCCCGGCUGUCGUAGUUUUGCAAGAAACUGGGGGAGAAGGACAGACAGCAAAAGAAGCAAAAGGAGGAGAAGGAACCACAGCAGCCACAUUAAUGGGUGCAGCACUUGGACCAGUUUCAUACCUGGCAGGAACAAUAUCAGGGCUGGUAGCAGCACUUGGACCAGUUUCAUACCUGGCAGGAACAAUAUCAGGGCUGGUAGCAGCUCUUCAGAGUGACGCUUGGCCAGGUCGGUAUAACCGGUUUGGCACAGCGUCGUUUCUCAGACCAGAUGGGUUACACAGAUGGCACACUGCGCUCUUCACCUUGGAAACUGAAGAUCUGUGGCUUUAUUCACUUUUUCGCAAGAGGAUGAUGGCUGAUAAUGACCAGUAUCCCGUUUUCUUUGAGUAUAGCAGCCUGCUCGACGAGCAGAAGAGGGCGAUAGAAAAUUAUUUCCGUAUUCGCCGCAAAUCAGGCGGAGGUGACUGUGGACGCCUCAGCAGUGUGAACGAUAAACUCUUCUGUAUUGCUUUCAAAAACCAAAAUGCUCAGCAGAGAGUGCUGCAAAGAGGUGAGCAUACUGUGGAGCUUGCAGAUGGUCCUCUGGUGUUCACUGUCCGGGGACAACAGGAACCUCACACCUCCUCUGCAGUCACCACAUCCGCUCUGAGCCAGGAUUUAACAUCUCCGGCACAGAGCACACAGUCUGUUCCUGCCUCAACUCCUUCUCCAAACAAUGAAGAGUAUGAACUACAACCUGAUGCUUACCUCCUUCGUUACCUAGAGGAAUGUCCCAAGGCUGGGAAAGAACUAGAGAAAGAACUUGCCUCUGUGGCCUGCUCUGCUCAGCUUUACCCAGAGGAAGGGAGGGUUUUAGUCAGGAAUUUAGCUCAACCUGGUGCUGCAGAUGAAGGCAGAAACUGGAAAGCUGAGGUGGACAAACUCUUUGAUGGCUACAUGUGCCACUAUGAGGUGGAUCCUCACAAAGUCAGAGUUUUGCUUCAGUCCUGCAGCUCUCAUCAGACCACAGAUGAGGUGAAGGUGUACAGUGAUUUUGGCAUGGCUGUUGUAGUUGGGAAGUGUUCUCAGGUUAAGGCCAGGUUGAUGGAUGUAGCGGAUGCAAGUGUUAGAUCUCGAAGUUCACGUUUAAGUGGGAAGCAAACCAGGAUUUGUCGACUGGGUGAGGGCAAACUCCGCAUCCUCUGGGAAGAGAUUGAGCAUAGUUUGGGACGAAAUGUUCCAGGAGUUAAGGUCACACAGGGAGAUGCUGGUCAGGUUGUUCUGGAAGGUUCUGUGGAGGAUAUUCUUAAAGCUGGAGAUUGGAUUUCUGAUAAAGAGAAAUUGGUGUUAGAUAGGACAGUUCCUAACAUAAGCCUUCAUCUCUUGGCCUUCCUAAGGAAGGCUUAUGGAGGUCCAAGGGCGCUAGGUGACUUUUUAGGGGUUGGUGACAAGGUGGAAAUAGAAGUGCGAGAUACAGAGCUACGUUUUUUCUCCCUCUCUGCUGAUAAACUGGAUGACGCAGAAAAAGCACUGCAGGGUGAGUUCAAGGAAGUAAAGAUUGACGUUCCUAUGUUCUCUGCUGUUCCAUCUGAGCUUCGGGAAAAGCUUAAGUCUAAGACAGAGGAGAUGAACCAGGGGCAAUGUAGGGCUCAGGUCCUGUGUGGCUCAGACAGCACAGUGUGCUUACUGGGCCACACCAAAGAUGUUGAAGAGCUGAGUGAAACUGUCACACAGUUUAUUUUCCAAGACACAGACCAACUGGCGUCUUUGAGUUUGGGUGAAGGAAAUACAUUAGUUGCCAGCUACAGCCUUUGUGACGGGCUCCAGGUGCUGGUGUGUCAGGGUGACAUCACCAAACACGAUGCUGAUGCCCUGGUUAACGCUGCCAAUGAAGAUCUGGACCACGGUGGAGGCGUUGCUGCUGCGCUGAGUGAAGCAGGUGGUCCUGAAGUACAGAGGGAGAGCAAAGCUUUAAUAAAGCAGAUUGGGAAAAUUCCUACAGGUGAUGUGGUAGUGACCACAGGGGGGAACUUGAAGUGCAAGAAACUGCUGCAUGCUGUUGGACCUGUAGCUGGACAAGUAGGUGGCAGAGAAAGGUUCUUACUGGAAAAAACUGUCCAGUCUUCUCUGAAGUUGGCAGAAAUUAUGGAGUUUAAGUCUAUAGCAAUGCCCUGUAUCAGCUCAGGUUUGUUUGGUGUUCCUGUUAGUUUGUGCUCUGAGGCUGUUGUAACUGCUGUGAAAGAGUUUGGUAGUCAGGGAGGGCGAAGUCUGAACAGAAUCAUCCUGAUUGAUAACAGAGGAGAGGUGGUGAGGGCCAUGCAGGAAGCAUGUGACAGGAUUCUCCAAGGGAUAAGUACCAGGAACAGUACACUGAGUGGGAUCACUACAGGACACACCACAAGUGAUUUGGAUUUCCAGAUGGGCGCUGCAGCCCAAGACACAGUAAGAGAAGCCACUGCUGGAGCUCCUGGAGAAGGUGUCCACUUUGAGGUUGUUCUGGGAACCAUCGAGACCCAGCAGGUGGAUGUCCUAGUAUCUCCUAUGGUUGGCCAUUAUCCUCUCUCCACCCGAGUUGGAAACACUUUUUUCAAGAUGGCUGGAUCCCAGCUGACUGCAAGGUUUAGAGAGGAAGGAGGAGAAGAAACAAUGCCUGGUGACGCAGUUUUGGUGGAAGGCUUGUCUGGACUUCCAUCUAAUGCAGUGUUCUUCCUCAACCUCAUUCCCUGGGAUGAUGACCAAGAAGGAGCUGCAGUCCAGGUUCUGAGAGUGGGCAUCAAGAAAAUCCUAACGUCCUGUGAGAACAGAGGGUUUGGAUCUGUUGCUCUCCCUGUACUUGGGGCUGGGAUUGCCCUGUCUUUUCCUGAAAGCGUCACAUCCAGGGUUCUACUGGAGGAAGUUCAUGCAUUCAAACAGAGCCGAGCCAGCAGAACACCAUUCCUGAUCCGACUCGCCAUCCACCCCAAUGACAGAGAGUCUAGUGAGGUCUUUAAAGGAUUCAUAAAAGGUAUUCACCAACCAGACCAAGGGUCAACUGCAAAGAGGAUUGUCCUGCUGGGAAAAACUGGAUCUGGGAAAAGCAGCCUAGCUAACACUAUAUUUGGAGAGGAGGGACUGUUCACCGUAAAUGAUACUCCCAACUCUGGAACAUCUAAAUGUCAAGCAGAAACCAGAUCUGUCAAUGGAAAUAACAUCACUUUGAUUGACACUCCUGGUUUCUUUGAUGCAGGCAGGUCUGAGGACGAUGUGAAGUCUGAGAUCAUGAGUUGCAUCACAGAGUGUGCUCCUGGGCCACAUGCUUUUCUCAUUUUGCUUAAAGUGGACAAAUUCACUAAGCAGGAGCAGGAUGUUAUCGCCAAAAUAAGUGAAUGCUUCUCUGAAGAAGCUCUGAAAUAUUCUGUAUUUGUCUUCACUCACGGUGAACAGCUCACAGAAGGAAGGACAAUUCAGGAUUUUGUCAGUGAGAAUAAGAAUCUGAGUGAUCUGGUGAAGAAGUGUGGUGGCAGGUGCCACGUCUUUGAUAAUAAACACUGGAAGAACAAACAGCAGAACAACUACAGGAGCAACCAGUUCCAGGUAGAGGAGCUUCUGAAUACAAUAGACCAGAUGGUGAUGGAAAAUAAUGGAGGCCACUACACCAAUGAGACGCUGCAAGCAGUGGAGGCACACAUAAAGAGAGAGGAAGAGCACAUAAGACAGUCAUCAGGAAACAUGCCACAGGAAAAGAUCAGACAGCAGGCUAAAACCAGUGUGGCUCAUAGGCUUUUGAUCCAACUGACAGGAACUGCAACAGGAGCAUUAUUAGGGGCUUUCUUUGGUUUGGAAACCAUGGUUCAGUUAGUUAUCAGAAAUGUGAAGAGCCCUCCAGAAGCAAUGAAGCGUCUGAACAGUUUAAUGUUAAGUACAGUAGGAAGGGCAGCCACAGCAGGAGAAAUAGCAGUAGUAGCUGCUGGUGUAACUGCAGCAACUGCGGCUGCAGGAGGAGCAGUAGGUGGUUUUAUUGGAUAUGAUGCAUCAAAGGAAGCAGAGACAGUACAGGAGGCAGUAGAGAAGGCAGCUAAAGCUGUCAGGGACAAAAGAGAUGCUGCUUUAGCUUCUGGUAGUAUCUAAUUUUUUAGCCACUUGGAGGCAGUAGAACCACCUGAAAACAUAUUAGUUUCACAUGUUACUUUGCUAUUGAGUUGUGGUGCUACAGUGAAAUAUUAACACAUCUAGCAGACACCACAGAACAUUAGCAUUCCUUUGGAGUUGUGUUUCUGGCCAUUUGGCAAAUGUUUUUUCAAUAUUCACUCUCACACUCAGCAGAUAGGUGUUUUUAUAUCACACAUACACAGUUGAUCCAUUGUUGAUAAUAAAUAUAUAAAAGAUUGCUGUAUGUUUUAAGUAAGACCUGAUGCUUGUGAUUCAAACUUUAACUUUAACAAACUUUAAGGUCAUCUGUAGACUGAUUUGUAAACUUGGGUAUAUGUUUCAUGUGUUUAAUGAUCUAUAAUCACAGUGAUUGUUGCACUCUAGUUUCAAGGUGGUGGAUGAUGAUUUACUUUUUUUCUUGCUCUAUAUUAAGACAUUAUUUAUUUGUUAUAAAUAAGUUUUUCAACACUA